AUGAAGCCUCAGUCCCUGCUCUCGGCUGCGGCGGCCGUCCUGUUGCCGACACUCGUCGCCGCGGCGCCCGCGGAGCCCGCCGAGAAGGCGGCCGCGAAGCCGCCUGCCUUCUUCCUCGCCGGCGACUCGACGACGGCGGUGCAGGCCACGGGCGGCGGCGGCUGGGGCAACGGGUUCCUCGGGUUCCUCAAGAAGCCGGCGUUCGGCACUAACUACGGCCGCAACGGACGGACGACGGUGGACUACGUCAGCCAGGGUCACUGGGACACGGUCAAGAGCGCCGUCAAGUCCAACACGGCCAACUUUGACGUCUACGUGACGAUACAGUUCGGCCACAACGACCAGAAGCCCGAGAAGAACAUCUCGCUUGACCAGUACCAGGCCAACCUCGUCAACCUCGCCAAGGAGAUCAAGGCGCUCGGGGCGACGCCGAUCCUGGUGACGCCGCUGACGCGGCGCAGCUUCAGCUCGGCGGGCAUCGUGACCAACAACCUCUCCAACGAGCGCGAGCGCACGAUCGCCGCGGCGGCGGCUGGCAAGACGACGUACAUCGACCUCAACCUCUACAGCCGCAAGUUCGUGCAGGCCAUCGGCGAGACCAAGGCGCACUCGUACAACCUCAAGGAGGACGACAACACGCACCUCAACGACGAGGGCAGUGUCGUCUUCGGGCGGCUGGUGGCGGACCUGCUGCUGGAGAAGGAGAAGAAGCUGGCGCAGUGGUUCACGCCCAACAAGUCUUUGAGCGACGAGAUCUGGAAGGCCAUCAACAGCUCGUCCGUUUAAAGGGCUUGGGGUGGGGGUACAGGCGGAGGGAGAGAGAGAGAUCUGUCGUCCGCCGCUCGUAGACGAUACAUUCCAAUAUCCAGUUGUCAAUAGCAGUAUUCCCAGAAAACGUUGUUGAUCCAGUGCGACUGAAGGCGGGAUGUGAUCAGGUCUUGACGAGAGAGUUUGCCUGUGUCAGAGUGACCAUCGGCAGUUAUGAUGGUCGGUUGCGCCUCUGACCAGAUUGGCGGCGGCCGGUGUCUGAAUAUUAACGGCGACAGGCAUGCGCAGGGCCAUCAUCUCUCGUGACUUCCAUCGAAUCAUCUUGGUCUAGUCGCUCGAAAUUCGGAUCCGACCGCCAUAGCCGCAGACAGAAAACAGCGCUGAUCAGCCCGAAUGCAAGUCUGGUGAGAUACGCACGAGGAAACAAAGCAGCGGAAACCGAAUUCCGCCCGCGGACCGUUGACGGACCCAAAGGUCUCAGCAUCCAUGUGAAGGAGGCUAAGCCGCGCCGCAUUCGAUUCCCGUCGUCCGGAGGGUGGGCCACUUUGGCGGGGGAGAGCGGCGGAGGAGGUCACGAGCCGCGAGCGCCGGGUGACAUGUGAAAAGGUUCGAAGCUCGUGUCAAGGUGGAUCUUUACAUGCUUCCAUGUGCACAUAUCCGAGAGAUGCCAUACAUACUGUGGAUGCAAACGCGAAGGCGGGGGUAGGGUUUCUCUUGCUAGAAAUAUUGCGACGUCUGAUUAGAGUGAGUGAGAUUGAUAGACCAUAAAAGAAGUUCUCUUGGCUGAC
Messenger RNA from Colletotrichum destructivum, 1556 nucleotides. Its product is annotated as Putative SGNH hydrolase-type esterase domain, SGNH hydrolase superfamily. The transcript has 2 exons. Gene Ontology annotation, molecular function: hydrolase activity. The record is from RefSeq and is a predicted model, not a curated record. The coding region runs from base 1 to 786 and encodes 261 amino acids. NCBI's taxonomy places the organism in Eukaryota, Fungi, Ascomycota, Sordariomycetes, Glomerellales, Glomerellaceae.